Mus caroli (Ryukyu mouse) is the source of this 1471-nucleotide messenger RNA. RefSeq names its product actin alpha 1, skeletal muscle (gene Acta1). NCBI's taxonomy places the organism in Eukaryota, Metazoa, Chordata, Mammalia, Rodentia, Muridae. The record is from RefSeq and is a predicted model, not a curated record.
ACCUGAGCAAGGGGACAGGCGGUCACACGGACGUGAAGCCUCACUUCCUACCCUCGGCACCCAGGGCCAGAGUCAGAGCAGCAGAAACUAUUCACCAUGUGUGACGAAGAUGAGACCACCGCUCUUGUGUGUGACAACGGCUCUGGCCUGGUGAAAGCUGGCUUUGCCGGGGAUGAUGCCCCCAGGGCUGUGUUCCCAUCCAUCGUGGGCCGACCCCGUCACCAGGGUGUCAUGGUAGGUAUGGGUCAGAAGGACUCCUACGUGGGUGAUGAGGCCCAGAGCAAGCGAGGUAUCCUGACCCUGAAGUACCCCAUUGAACAUGGCAUCAUCACCAACUGGGACGACAUGGAGAAGAUCUGGCACCACACCUUCUACAAUGAGCUGCGUGUGGCCCCUGAGGAGCACCCGACUCUGCUCACCGAGGCCCCCCUGAACCCCAAAGCUAACCGGGAGAAGAUGACUCAAAUCAUGUUUGAGACCUUCAACGUGCCUGCCAUGUAUGUGGCUAUCCAGGCGGUGCUGUCCCUCUAUGCCUCCGGCCGUACCACCGGCAUCGUGUUGGAUUCUGGGGACGGUGUCACCCACAACGUGCCCAUCUAUGAGGGCUAUGCCCUGCCACACGCCAUCAUGCGUCUGGACCUGGCCGGUCGCGACCUCACUGACUACCUGAUGAAAAUCCUCACUGAGCGUGGCUAUUCCUUCGUGACCACAGCUGAACGUGAGAUUGUGCGCGACAUCAAAGAGAAGCUGUGCUAUGUGGCCCUGGACUUCGAGAAUGAGAUGGCCACCGCUGCCUCUUCCUCCUCCCUGGAGAAGAGCUAUGAGCUGCCCGACGGGCAGGUCAUCACCAUCGGCAAUGAGCGUUUCCGUUGCCCGGAGACGCUCUUCCAGCCUUCCUUUAUCGGUAUGGAGUCUGCGGGGAUCCAUGAGACCACCUACAACAGCAUCAUGAAGUGCGACAUCGACAUCAGGAAGGACCUGUACGCCAACAACGUCAUGUCAGGGGGCACCACCAUGUACCCUGGUAUCGCUGACCGCAUGCAGAAGGAGAUCACAGCUNUGGCUCCCAGCACCAUGAAGAUCAAGAUCAUCGCCCCCCCUGAGCGCAAGUACUCAGUGUGGAUCGGUGGCUCCAUCCUGGCCUCGCUGUCCACCUUCCAGCAGAUGUGGAUCACCAAGCAGGAGUACGACGAGGCUGGCCCCUCCAUUGUGCACCGCAAAUGCUUCUAGGCGCACCCGCGUCUGCGUUCGCGCUCUCUCUCCUCAGGACAACAAUCGACAAUCGUGCUGUGGUUGCAGGGUGGCCCUGUCCUCUGCCGUGGCUCCAUCGCCGCCACUGCAGCCUGCGCCUGUUUUUGACGUGUACAUAGAUUGACUCGUUUUACCUCAUUUUGUUAUUUUUCAAACAAAGCCCUGUGGAAGGAAAUGGAAAACUUGAAGCAUUAAAGCCAGCCAUUCUGUUUUGCUCCAA